GAAAAGCGACUACUGGUAAUGAUCGGAGGGCCACGAGCAGGAUUUCGUAAUUAGGAUGGUAAUGACUGAAGACUGCGGUAAGGAAAAUUAUUUGCAGUUGACUAGUAGCUAAAUUGUGGCUUAGGUGAUCGUAUCGGCCGUUGUUUCAGCCACUAUUUCCAGGAAAGUGUAGUUUCCAGGGGGCUGUGUCUCGUGGAGGUCGUGAGACCCGAAGAAGCACGAUUACCAUGGUGUGCUGGUAGCAUUUAGCCCUGUUUCCUGUACAUAUUUAGAACUGUAUUACUUGUAUAGUCUUCCAGGUGAUUUGUAUAGCAAGAAAUGGCUCAGUUGCUUCUGGCUCGGCUGUUAGAUUGGGGAAAUCCUAGAGACGAUGGAUCAACGUGGUGGUCAGAGAGACGAGACGACGAUGAUGCAGAAACAUCCUCCGACGACCUGUCUGAAGAUUUCAACGAACCGCCGGAACUUCCGGAGGAUGUUCUUAUUAAUUGCUUCCAACACCUUCGCUCGUAUCAUGACAUUGCAAGUGCCGCCAGGGUUUCGAGAUCAUGGCACAGUGCAGCGGUGCGAUUGUGGGGGCAUCGCCAACGCCUGACCUUCGCCAAGUGCCGUAACCCGGAGAUUGCCUUGCCAUCGAUCAUUCCCAUGGCCUGCGUCGUCACCGACAUUGACCUGUGUGGGUGCCGAUUGUCAGAUGCAUCACUGGAGGCUGCCAGCAUGGCUACUCCUGUCUGCCAGCUUCAAUCAUUGUCCCUGUGGGGUGUGAAGGGUGUCUCUGACGCUGGCAUCUGUCGACUGGUGAUGAAGUGCAAGAGCCUCAAGCAUCUCAACUUGGGAGGGACCUGUGUCACAUCAUCUUCAAUCUUUACCAUUGCCCGUUCGUGCCCUUCGCUGGAGAUUUUGAAUCUUUGGGAUGUCGUAAAGUGACAGAUAAAGGAAUUCUCGCAGUGGUUGCGGGAUGCAUGCAUCUGAGAGAACUCAACUUGUGGGGUGUGCCGCUAUCUUUUCAUUGCCUUGCAUACCUCAUGUCUCGCUGCCCAGAUCUUGAGAUCAAGCCUACGCCAGGGGUUGGAUCUGGUUUCCCUGCGUAUGGCAUUGUGAGGCAAGCAGCGGACCUAACAAUUGCCCUUAUACGAUAGUGAGAGCUUGACUCUUGUAAACCAUGUUGUCUACUAGUAUGAGAAACAUUGAAGCAUAUGGCUUUCAUAUAUUGUGAAUACUACGUUACUCAAUGGGUAGUCCUCGUUCGU
Closterium sp. NIES-67 is the source of this 1247-nucleotide messenger RNA. NCBI's taxonomy places the organism in Eukaryota, Viridiplantae, Streptophyta, Zygnematophyceae, Desmidiales, Closteriaceae. The record is from the annotation of a GenBank genome assembly.